This is a messenger RNA of Tinamus guttatus (white-throated tinamou), 2610 nucleotides long. The record is from RefSeq and is a predicted model, not a curated record. Lineage: Eukaryota; Metazoa; Chordata; Aves; Tinamiformes; Tinamidae.
UCUGUCCUUCCUCUCCACAGACACAUAGAGAACUGGAAGAACUUGCAGACGCUGAAUGCUGUAGACAUGGAGCUGUACACCGGACUCCAGAGGCUGACAAUCAGGAACUCAGGGCUACGAAACAUCCAGCCGCGGGCGUUUGCGAAGAACCCCCACCUGCGCUACAUAGACCUCUCCGGUAACCGGCUCACCACACUGUCAUGGCAACUCUUCCAGACACUGAGACUCUUUGAACUGAGACUAGAGAAGAACCUUUUUAACUGCAGCUGCGACAUCCGCUGGAUCCAGCUGUGGCAGGAGAAGGGCGAGGCCACCCUGCAGUACCAGGAGCUGUACUGCAUGACCGUGGACGCGGCCAUCAUCCCCUUGCACGAGAUGAACAUCACGCAGUGCGACCUCCCCGAGAUCAGCGUGAGCCACGUGAACCUGACCGUGCGGGAAGGGGAGAACGCUGUGAUCACCUGCAAUGGCUCAGGCUCGCCGCUGCCCGACGUGGACUGGACCGUCGCGGACCUCCACUCCAUUAACACUCACCAGACGAACCUCAACUGGACCAAUGUUCAUGCCAUCAAUCUGACCUUGGUGAAUGUCACCAGUGAGGACAACGGGUUCCUGCUCACCUGCAUUGCUGAGAACGUGGUGGGCAUGAGCAAUGCCAGUGUGCUGCUCACUGUCUACUAUCCCCCUCGUAUCCUAACCCUGGAGGAGCCGGUGCUACACCUGGAGCACUGCAUUGCCUUUGCGGUGCACGGGAACCCAGCUCCCACCCUUCACUGGCUGCACAAUGGCCAGGUCCUCCGGGAGACGGAGAUCAUCCACAUGGAGUUCUACCAACAAGGGGAAGUGUCGGAGGGUUGUCUGCUCUUCAACAAACCCACUCACUACAACAAUGGCAACUAUACAAUUGUGGCCACCAACCAGCUGGGCUCAGCCAACCAAACCAUCAAAGGACACUUCCUUGAAAAGCCCUUUCCAGAGAGUACGGAUAACUUUGUCUCAAUUGGUGAUUAUGAAGUGAGUCCCACGCCACCGAUCACUGUCACCCACAAACCAGAGGAGGACACUUUUGGGGUUUCCAUAGCGGUUGGGCUGGCAGCUUUUGCCUGUGUCCUCUUGGUGGUCCUCUUUAUUAUGAUCAACAAGUAUGGCCGGCGGUCCAAGUUUGGGAUGAAAGGUCCUGUGGCAGUGAUCAGCGGCGAGGAGGAUUCUGCCAGUCCCCUGCACCACAUCAACCACGGCAUCACGACGCCCUCAUCCCUGGACGCUGGCCCGGACACGGUGGUGAUUGGCAUGACCCGUAUUCCUGUCAUCGAGAACCCCCAGUACUUCCGACAAGGUCACAACUGCCACAAGCCAGACACGUAUGUCCAGCAUAUAAAGAGGAGAGACAUCGUUUUGAAGAGGGAGCUGGGAGAAGGUGCCUUUGGGAAGGUGUUCUUGGCCGAGUGUUACAACCUCAGCCCCACCAACGACAAAAUGCUGGUGGCAGUGAAGGCACUGAAAGACCCCACCUUGGCAGCCCGUAAGGACUUCCAGAGGGAGGCAGAGCUGCUCACCAACCUGCAGCAUGAGCACAUUGUCAAGUUCUAUGGCGUAUGUGGUGAUGGUGACCCACUCAUCAUGGUCUUUGAAUACAUGAAGCAUGGGGACCUGAAUAAGUUCCUGAGGGCACAUGGCCCAGAUGCUAUGAUCCUCGUGGAUGGGCAGCCUCGACAAGCCAAAGGGGAGCUAGGGCUAUCCCAGAUGCUCCACAUCGCUAGCCAGAUCGCCUCUGGAAUGGUGUACCUUGCCUCCCAGCACUUUGUCCAUAGAGACCUGGCAACCAGGAACUGCUUGGUUGGAGCCAACCUACUGGUGAAGAUUGGAGACUUUGGGAUGUCAAGAGAUGUCUACAGCACUGAUUACUACAGGGUUGGCGGACACACCAUGCUGCCCAUCCGCUGGAUGCCUCCGGAGAGCAUCAUGUACAGGAAGUUCACCACGGAGAGUGACGUCUGGAGCUUCGGGGUGAUCCUCUGGGAGAUCUUCACCUAUGGGAAGCAGCCCUGGUUUCAGCUCUCAAACACAGAGGUCAUUGAGUGCAUUACCCAAGGCCGAGUUUUGGAAAGGCCUCGAGUCUGCCCCAAGGAGGUUUACGACAUCAUGUUGGGCUGCUGGCAGAGGGAACCUCAGCAACGGCUCAACAUCAAGGAGAUCUACAAGAUCCUUCAUGCUCUGGGCAAGGCCACACCAAUCUACCUGGACAUCCUUGGCUAGCCAUGGCCACUUGUCAAGAGUCCUUGAUCCUUCCUUCCAUCCUUCCUUCCCUCGCCCCCUUCCAAGUGCCCUGCCCCUCAGCUCCCAAGCAAACAUUGUCAUAUAAACUCAAGUGCCUGCUACACAAACAACACUGAAAAACAAAACAAAAGUCAAACCAACAAAAAAACCCCACAAAACAAUGACCUGUAAGGCAGUUUGGCUUAUAUAUAUAUAUAUUUAUAGAUAUCCCUCUAUAUAUAACUUCUACGCCAAUACAGAAAGAAGCUGCUGUUACAGAAAUUAUGACUGAAAAAAAAAAGGAAAAAAAAAAAGGGAGAGAAAAACUACUUUAAAAGAUUUAUAUAAUUAAAA